AUGGGCACAGUUAUUGCCAUAGUUGAUUAUGCUAUUGUUGAGUUAAGAAUAAUAGUAUAUGAUGUGAAUAAAUGGAUAAAAGUAAUUUCAAUUUAUGAUUGAUAUUAGAUUGAAUGCAAGUCAUAAUUAUAUUAUCAAAGUGGUGUGACAAAGAAAUUCUAUAGAAUACAAUUAUUGAUUAGAUUAAAACUGAUGUUCUGUUAAGUUUUAGUUUUCAUCUCUAUUUAACUGAUUUUAUUUGUUGCUAGUUCUUUUUUAAAAGCAUCUAUUAAGAAAUUCAAAACUAAAUAAGAGGUCUUUAAAUAAUUAAUCAAAAUUAAUAAACCUUAAAAUAAUAACAAUUCCUUCAUUUUUAUUACCAAAUUAGCUGGAAAGACUAAUAGAGCCAAUCUUUAUUAUUGGAAUAAAUUUUCUCUAUCCAGCUCAAGUCUUGAUACUGAACCAAGUUAUUAAAAUAUUUUAGAAAUUCCAGUAAACUUUAGACAAGACAUUAAAAUAUGUUAUCAUAAUCAAUAAUUUAUAGUGUCAUAAAGAAUAAAUAAAGAAAUUGAUAUAGUUUAAGGUAUUUCAGGAUUCAUAGAGCAUAUACAAUAUUAAUGCAUCUAAAGAUAAUAUGAAAGAAUUGAAGGAAUUGAAAAAGUGAUGUAAUUGGGUACAAACGUUUCGAUGCAUAAAAGAAUCUAAGUUAGAUAAAAUUUGGCAGAUUUUAUAGGCUAAUGA
Paramecium primaurelia is the source of this 720-nucleotide messenger RNA. Lineage: Eukaryota; Ciliophora; Oligohymenophorea; Peniculida; Parameciidae. The record is from the annotation of a GenBank genome assembly.